AAGAGACCAUGGGCUGAUCUGAGUCCGGAUCUGCUCAACCUGAUCUACGCCAAGCUCCCUCCAGGCUACGGCGGUGACGUCGAGUUCCGAUCCGUUUGCAAGAACUGGCGCCGGAUCGACCCCGAUGGCUCUGUCUCUGCCUCGAAACCCUCCCACCUAGAAGUACCGAUUCCUCGUUGUUAUCAUCCCCUCCAGAUCCCCGACGGGGCUCCGGAGAGAUCGACCAUCAACGGCGCGCUGGUCAUCCACAUGUGGGCGAGCGGGUGGUGCCUCUUGGGACGCCGGGAAGACCAGAUCUUCGGCUGCUACAAUCCCCUGUUCCGCUGGCCGACCAGCUUCGUCCGACUCCCCGAAUGCACACUCAACGACACGAUGGUAGCGGCGGCGAUCUCGGCCCCACCAACCGCCAGAGACUGGACGAUCCUCCUCGUGGAGGGCGCCGGAAGUUUCAGGACGCUGCGCCGCGGCCAGCGGCGGUGGCGGGAGUACACUUACUCGCCCGAUUGGAAUCGGUUCUGCCACGGGAUCGGGUACAGAGACCGGAUGUUCUUCUGCCUGUUCCACACGGGAGAGGUCCUGAUGUUCGCAAUCGACGGCGGCUGCUGCAGCAGGAGGAGGAUGCUGCUGCCUUAUCGUGAGGAGGGGUUCGUGUUUCACCGUGUCGUCGUUGCGGCGACGUUUUGGUGCGGAGAGAAAUCGAUCGUGCUGACGUGGGCGCAACGAGGAGAUGAGUGGCUUCUCCAGCUGGCCGGGGUGGAGAGGCGUACUGGGAGAGUAAGGUAUGCGUGGGAGAUCGGCGAUGAAUUGUUAUUACAGGAAGGGAGUGUGACGGCCGCAAAGGUAGUGUACGCCUGGGAGGAGAUAGGAAUGAUCGUCCGCAAAGAUUCUUCUCUUAUGGCUCUGCCUAAAUUGUUGUGUUUUUGUUCCAGCUUGGACAAGAGAACGUCGGAAUCAAAUGGCUCAAAUGAGAUUAACCAGAUGUCAAAACUAUAUUCUCUUAAGGAAGAGUUGAAAGUGAAUCAGUUAGCGUUGAAGAAUGAUAUGGAGCAAAACGUAAGCGAGUUGAAGAGAUCGCUAGAUUCUUUAACUGACUGGUUGGUGGAGAAGUUUGCUACCAUCAGACCUGGUGAUCCCUGCGAAAGUGGUAUGAAGCACAACAAAGACACGGGAGUGGAGGUUAUUAACAUCAGCACGUAUAGCUCAUGCUCCUUGUCAAGAACCACUGCACCCAAGAUGUCAGACAAAGCUGCAAGGAAAAGGAAAAAGGGAAAGGUUGGCGUGAAGCCGCCUUGUCAAAGUGAGAAGUCCCAUUUUGACAAGGAGAUAUAAUGAAAUGAGAAAUAAAAAAAUGUAUUCCAUUGGGCCCUUUACAACUUCCUCUCGUGCAUGCCCAAUGGAUCUGAUUUUGAUAACCCAUGUGUUUGACCAGUCACAAGAUGAGUGUGAGGAGCUUGUAAGAUCUCCAUGGUUUAAUCUGAAUCGGGCACAAUUUAAGGGAUUAGCACCAGAUUUAAUGUUGUCUUCUCAGGUUAUUACCAUGUGUGUGGACUUCUUAACUCUAGAAGAGUUUCGUAAGGAAAAACGUGUGCGAUGGUUCUUACCACCGGCCUUUUCUAUGUCUGUGCGUGGAUAUUCUGAGGAGAAUAUUAGACGCGUGUACUGUUCAGAAGAUUUCAACGACUGUGAGAAGAUUAUUGUUCCCAUUCUGCUGGAAAAUCACUUUUUUGUCAGCGUAUUUGACCUUAAGAAGGAGGUCAAACAAAUAUGGGAUUCAUAUCCGAACUUUCUCGAUCCGGGCAGGAGGGAAGAAAAACUAUCACAAGUAGCGAAAGCACUAGACUCCCUGGUUAUGGUCAAGAUUAUUAAAAAGUUGGAGGUCAACUUGCUGGAAUCUUUCACUACUGAAAUAGUGGUUAACGCUCCACGACAGAAGAAUGGGGUUGACUAUGGUCUUUUCGUGGCGAAGUUGAUGAGAAACAGUGGGUGCUUAGAUGAUUGUGCACGUAAAAUGAAGAAGCAGUUUGAGAGUCAAGAUGAGAGGCUUGAUCUAGCAUUGUAUUUGCUGAAUAACAAGGAGAAUGAGAUUAAAGAUGUGCUUCACCGGAAAGUUGUAAUGGAAAGUGGUGAAAGAAUUGAUGAAGUUGAGGGUACUGCUGAGAGGAGCGAAACACCCAAAAAAGAUGGGAAUUUUACUACUUAUAAGCUGUAGUUGGUUUUCCUUGUUCAACAAUUAUAGACUCUUUAGAAGAAUAAACAUGGCUAGGCUAUUGCGUUGAACUUUUUUUUAAUAAUCCUGAUACUGUUUAGUUGUGGGAACGUUGUGGGUUUGAAUAUGGGGUACCUCGAUUUGUUUUAAUUAUUUA
Linum tenue is the source of this 2363-nucleotide messenger RNA. The record is from the annotation of a GenBank genome assembly. NCBI's taxonomy places the organism in Eukaryota, Viridiplantae, Streptophyta, Magnoliopsida, Malpighiales, Linaceae.